Molecule: messenger RNA, 2529 nt
Organism: Oncorhynchus tshawytscha (Chinook salmon)
Lineage: Eukaryota; Metazoa; Chordata; Actinopteri; Salmoniformes; Salmonidae
Product: Krueppel-like factor 6
Exons: 4
Coding region: 258-1103 (281 amino acids)
Biological process (GO): regulation of transcription by RNA polymerase II
Molecular function (GO): DNA-binding transcription factor activity, RNA polymerase II-specific; RNA polymerase II cis-regulatory region sequence-specific DNA binding
Source: RefSeq, a predicted model, not a curated record
AAGUUUACAGAGCGUCGACGGACUUUCAGCGAGUUCACUGUUUGCUAUUAGAGCAAGUAAGGAAGAUCGCUCUAGGAAGAACACUUGCGCUAUCACUGCUGUAAGGUGAUAAACAUACCUACUAUUCCCAACUGCUUUUCUACAGCAUAUUAUACAUGCAAAUACAUCGAAGUCGCAAGUUUUCUUGAAAAAGAAAACAAGACAAUUGAACUACCUUGAUUUUUGGUUGUAAUUGCAGCGGCAUUUAUAGGAGUGAGAUGGAUGUUAUUCCUAUGUGCAGCAUCUUUCAGGAGCUCCAGAUAGUACAUGACACCGGAUACUUUUCAGCUUUACCAUCUCUUGAGGAGUACUGGCAGCAGACAUGUCUGGAGUUGGAGCGGUACCUCCAGAGCGAGCCCUACGUCUCGGCCACAGACAUCAAGUUUGAGACGAGUCAAGAGGAUCUCUGGAGCAAACUGAUCCUGGCCUGCGGGGACAAGGCCGAGUCCGACCCAAAGAUCCACAAUCACAUUAAGGAGGAGGACAAUCAAGAGGCCAACAGCUUUAACUCCGACGCCAGCAGUGAAGCGUCUGACAGCUCCGAGGAGCUCUCACCCCCCCUCGACUUCACCUCCAACCCACUAAGUGACAUUAUGGGAGAGGACCUGAGUUCCAUGGUUAUCAGCACUCCGCCAUCUUCUCCUGAGGUGAACAAGGAGGCCCCCUCCAUAUCCUCCCAGGUGUGGAGCGGUAUACAGACAGUGAUGCACUCGCCAGGGAAAAUACGGACAGGGGGCAUUGGUGGACGAACGGUGGAGAGGGGAAGCUUAGCCAAUGGGGAGGCUUCUCCAGACGGGAGGAGGCGGGUCCACAGGUGUCAUUUCAACGGAUGCCGAAAGGUUUACACGAAAAGUUCCCACUUGAAAGCACACCAGCGUACACAUACAGGUGAGAAGCCUUACAGGUGCUCAUGGGAAGGCUGCGAGUGGCGUUUUGCACGGAGUGAUGAGCUAACCAGACACUUCAGGAAGCACACUGGGGCAAAGCCAUUUAAAUGCAGUCACUGUGACAGGUGUUUCUCUCGCUCGGACCAUUUGGCGCUUCACAUGAAGAGACACAUCUAAGCGGUGGGCCCCGAGGCAGAGGAGAGCAGAGCGGUGUUGAGCGAUGGUCCUGACUGUCUCCUAACCUGUCUGUGGGGAGGCUGCAGUGCCCUGAGAGGGGAGGAAGGCUAGCGAGGGGAGCGUGCUCCAGUGAAAAGCAUGCAGGCCAUUUUUGCACCAUACUUAGUGCCUCCAAGACCUCUCAGAGGAAAGAGCUCUGAAAGGUCGACACAUUCUGAAAAAUAUCACGAAAACCACCAUGGAUGAAGGAGAAUUAAGAAAUUCACUAGAGAGAGGAGAAAGAAAAUAUCUGAGAGGACAAGAAAGAACUUUUUUUUCUCUGUAUGGUGUCUGAUGCUUUGCGGAGUUAGUUCCUGGUUUGAAAAUAUGCAGUGGUACUACUCCAAUAAACGUGUGUUGUUUUCUGUGAGCAUGUGGACUGACUGACUGUGAGCCUGCUGUCAGACUGCCUGUGACUGGGUGCCUGUCUUAGAAUGCCUGUAACUGGGUGCCUGUCUUAGAAUGCCUGUAACUGGGUGCCUGCCCUGUGGAUGUACGACUCCUGAGUAGAUGGCUUGUGUUGUGACCUGAAUGGCAUUGAGGGGAUGAUGAGUUUUUGACUGAGGUUUUAUUGUCUCGUGGUCAUGAAUGAAUGCAAGCAAAGGAGUUGUUGUGCUCUUGUGUGGAGCGCUGGUUGAGUCUAGGCUGGGUUUGGCAGUGUGUGUGCGUCUCAGCCGUCAGUUUUGAGGUUUGAGAGAGAGCACCACCAUCCGAACUGAGGUGGUACAUGCUCCUAAACGAGGUUUGGGGAGGGGAGGGGGGUUGAUGUUUGGUGCAGCUAUUAAAUGUGCAAUGUAUUAAGUAGCGCGUCUCAAAGUACAUGCUACAAAGCUAAUUUGUUGUCCAUUGUGUAAGCUCUGUAUCUAAAGGCUGUACACAACAUUGAUAUAUCAUUAUACCAGAAGUUGCAUGAUCUUGGGUUUGUUUGUCACUCGAUUAGGCCUACUUAUAACACAGGCAAAUCCCAAUAAUGAGCAGCUAUGCAUCCAUUUUACUCCGUAGAUACCACAGUAUUGUACAGAAACAUAAAGCAGUGAUGUAUUUGUUUCCUUCUUUUCUAUGUUUGGAGAUACCACUAUUGCUUGGCAACUGUGUUGAUCAUGGGAUAGUUUUAUUUAUAUUCAGUUUAAUAACUAAUUUCUUUAUUUUUGUCCUCUUGCUCUUCUCUUUUUCUAUAUCUGUAAAUACACUGUGACCUUAAUGAUGCCUUAUGUAAGUGGCCUUGUCCAGAUAAAUAGAUCACUCACGGGGGAGGGGGGUAAAUGCGGUAGUGUGUGAUUGAAUAGCUUUAUUAAGGCUCCGAUUCAUAUGGUUGCACCUUUUUCCCUUUGUCUAGAAAUGAUGGUUGGUCUGAAGACUCUUGAAUAAAAGUUAAGCUUUAUACUUA